Molecule: messenger RNA, 1954 nt
Organism: Pteronotus mesoamericanus
Lineage: Eukaryota; Metazoa; Chordata; Mammalia; Chiroptera; Mormoopidae
Gene: ZNF524
Product: zinc finger protein 524
Exons: 2
Coding region: 611-1525 (304 amino acids)
Biological process (GO): regulation of transcription by RNA polymerase II
Molecular function (GO): DNA-binding transcription factor activity, RNA polymerase II-specific; RNA polymerase II cis-regulatory region sequence-specific DNA binding
Source: RefSeq, a predicted model, not a curated record
GGCGGUGGUGGUAGUUUAUUGAGUCCUUAGUAUGAGCCAGCGGACAACUCUGGCAUUUCCAUUUCGCAGAGCUGUGUUCAAACACAGGACCAACGGACCCAAUGAUGUCCGCUUGUCCCCCUGAGUUCCUUCUGGUUCCCUGGGCUAUUGUGUCUGCGUGAGAUCUGUUUCGAAUCUUAACCCUGCUACUUCCUGGCAGAGGGAGCUUGGGCAACUGACUUGGCUUUUCUGUGCCUCGGUUUUCCCAUUUGGAAAAUGAGGGUGACUGUGACCUUUCUCAGAGGGCUAAUGUUUCCUAAGUGCUCUGUGUACUGAGCAUUUUAUGUAUAUGAUCCUCCUGGCAUGUUCCUGCAAGUAGGUGGGGCUAUUCGUCCUAUUUGCAGAAAGCUUAACUCAAGCUUAGAAAAAUGAGCACCUUGCCCAAAGCCACAUAGAGAGUAAGUAACAGACUCAGGAAUCGAACCCAGAACAUCUGACUCCGGAGACCAGACUCCAAUAUAUUUCCUCACCCACGACUCAGGAUCAGACAUCACCUGGGACCAGUCCCUUUCUUCUUCCGGGCCUGGACCCCACGCCCUCCCGCUUCUGCCAAUCAAGAGUGGACAAAAACAUGUAUGAGGGCUCUAUGGCUCUGGGGUCUGAUGGACUGUCUGCUUUAAAGAUCACGAUACUGGCCUGUACCCUCGGUUGGACUCCCUUCAAGCCCAGCUCCGGUGCCCAAACCCAAGGUCCCCACUGCUCAAUGGACACCCCUAGCCCAGACCCGUUGCCUUCAUCUUUGCCCGAGGAAGAAGAGAAACCUCUGGCCCUACCUCCUUCUGUGUCCCGGGGCCGCCGAGGCGGACGUCCUGGGGGUUCCAAUCAGACGCUCAAGGCCUGCCUCCCUCGCAAGCGGGGCCGCCCCCCCAAGUCAGGGCAGGAGUCCCCGCUGGCACAGGGGGUGACAGUCCCUGUGGGCAGCGACAGUGGCAGCGACCUCCUGCUGAUCGAUGAUCAGGGUGUGCCCUAUACAGUCUCUGAAGGGUCAGCAGCAGGCGGGCCUGAGGGCUCCGGCCCUAAGAAGGCCCCGCACUUCUGCCCAGUGUGCCUGCGGGCCUUCCCCUACCUCUCGGACCUGGAGCGCCAUAGCAUCUCGCAUUCGGAGCUGAAGCCGCACGAGUGCAAGGACUGCGGCAAGACCUUCAAGCGGUCCAGCCACCUGCGGAGGCACUGCAACAUCCAUGCUGGUCUGCGGCCCUUCCGCUGCCCACUCUGCCCCCGCCGCUUCCGGGAGGCGGGUGAGCUGGCCCACCACCACCGCGUCCACUCUGGGGAGCGCCCCUACCAGUGCCCUAUCUGCCGACUGCGCUUCACAGAGGCCAACUCGCUCCGGCGACAUGCCAAACGCAAGCACCCCGAAGCCGUGGGGGCACCCGUGUGUCCCCUGGACCCAGGGUCUGAGCCACCGUGGGACGAUGAGGGCAUCCCGGCCACGGCAGGGGCGGAGGAAGAGGAAGAGGAGCUGGAAGGGAAAGAGCUGGCCUGACCCAUACCCCCAGCCACCCCUCCCCAGGCCAGGUUUAGAGCUGGGGGUUCAGCUGGUGCUGCACCUGGGCAGGGAGGCUGGGACACCCUCAGGUCUGGUGGUCUUCCUGUUAUGGGAGGGGGUGGCGGGUAAGGACCUAAACUGCUGGGCCCUGUCGCCUUCUGCCACCCUCUCCUGGACUGACAGGCCCUCGGAGGCAAAGAGCCACGGAAAUAAAUCACUGCCUUCUGGCUUCCUGUGUGUGCUCAGUGACGGUACCAGGGCUGGCGCUCCUCUGCUCUUUUCAAAUGCCCUUCGGCCGCUAUACCACCCUUGGGAGUGCAUGGAAUUUGGGAGGACCCAUGGCAUGUGCCUCAUUAACUUGGCGCUAAAGAAGUGGCUUGGGGGAAGUGUUUGUCCCCUCUCGCACAUCUGGAAGACCCCAAAGCA